Molecule: messenger RNA, 5129 nt
Organism: Cololabis saira (Pacific saury)
Lineage: Eukaryota; Metazoa; Chordata; Actinopteri; Beloniformes; Belonidae
Gene: cpeb3
Product: cytoplasmic polyadenylation element binding protein 3
Exons: 11
Coding region: 1079-3265 (728 amino acids)
Biological process (GO): negative regulation of cytoplasmic translation
Cellular component (GO): neuron projection; cytoplasm; nucleus
Molecular function (GO): mRNA 3'-UTR binding; ribosome binding; translation factor activity, RNA binding
Source: RefSeq, a predicted model, not a curated record
GGGUUUGACGUGUGGAAGUUGGACGCAUAUGGAUUAAAGGAAGAGACAGAGAGUGGGGGGGGAUUUCAUUUCAUGGCAAGACAGUUUCAUGAAAUGUGUGUCGGAUCUUGUCUCGGUCAGGGCGACUAAAAGCGGCUGCUGAGGGUCGGUUUUCUCCGGCCAGGGUUUGAGGUAAAAGGGCCUGGGAGUCGCUGCUUCUGCUGCUUUCAUGACCUUGGAAUCGCUGCUCCUGCAGGAGAAAACACGGAUUAAACCGCUGGGAUGUGUGCACUGCAUGCUUUUGGCCAUUAAAAUUUAUAUUUUCUACAAUUACAGUGCUACAAUUAAGACCUGGCAUGCAAUAUUGGGUGUUAUUUUCAUAAUAUUCAGAGUAUUGCAUCCUUUUUAAUUAAUUGAGGUGGCCCCUUCUCCUUUUCCAAUCUUUAUACUGGUUUGAAAUUUAAGAUAUUUUUAACUAAGAGUGAUUUGACGGCUGUCCUCGUCAUGCAGCUGACAGAAUAUACUGAAACUCUGUGCAGACUGGCAGCAUUCAGACGCAUUAUUUACAUUUAAGAGCUCAUUAUUGAGUUAAAGAUAGACACUUUGCCACUAAAAUAACCCAGCUCUGUGCUUGCUUUGGCUUUUGCAAGGCGUUGUCUGCCCUAAUGCUGCAGGAACAGCUCAGCCCUAUGAAUAGAGGACAUGCACUUUUCACUGAUCACCCUCUGGAUUUAGAAAUACUGGCACAUAAUGAAAUAUAUUCAGUAUUGUUCUGCCAAUGCGGACUUUUACACCAUAAUAAUAAUAUUCCUUUUGUGUAAAUCCCAUAUUUAUCUCCAUUAUUCAUUCGGUUGUCUUAUACACUAUGCGCAAAGGAAAUGAUGGGUUGUGUUUUAUUGUUCAAAGGUGUAUAUAUUAAAGUUUUCCAGCUGCGUCACUCUCUGGUGCAGUAAGAAGAAAUAAAUGGGACAAAGUGUGCAGUUUUUUGUAUUUAUUUUGGAAGUGUGUGUGUGUGUGUGUGUGUGUGUGUGUGUGUAGUUCAAGGUAAGAGGUGGCUUUUCACCUUGUGAAGGACAGCUGUAUUUACUGACGUAUGUAAAUGAAUGUAGGGGAGGCGCUUGGGCAGAAAACACUGAAUCAGUUUCACAUUGCAGCUCUGAGUUCCUGCUGGAGAAGAGAAGGGGAAAAAACGAGACGUGGCGAAAAACCUGCUCAUCAAACCAUGCAGGAUGAUUUAUUGAUGGACAAAAACCAAGCCCAGCCUCAUUAUCAUCAGCACGAGCAAGCGGAGCCUCCUCCUCCUCCUCCUCCUCCUCCUCCUCCUCUUCAUCCCUCCUCCUCCUCCUCCUCCACGCCGACUCCGUCCCCGGAUCAAACUUCUUCCUCCUCCGAGUCGGAGAGCCCGUCGGCCGGCAGCAGCAGAGACAAAGCUCCCAUGGAGUCUCCCAUCCUGCCCGGCCUGAGCUUCCAGCAGGAGACCGGGGGCCUGGGGCCGCUGGGCGGGCCCCUGGGCGGGCCCCUGGGGGCCCCGGCCUCCCCGUUCGGGGGCUCCUGGUCCACGGGCCAGACGGAGGACAGCUUUUUCCAGGGAGUACCGUCGGUGAACGGGACCAUGCUCUUCCAGAACUUCCCCCACCACGUCAACCCGGGGUUCGGGGGGAACUUCUCUCCGCAGAUGGGCCCCCAGAACCAGUCCCAGAGUCAGAAUCAGCAGCAUCAGCAGCAUCAGAAUCAUCAGUCCCAGAAUCAGAGGAGGUCCCCCGUCAGCCCCAGCCAGGGGCCCCUGUUCCCCCCCCACAAAAGCCCCUACCAGACCAUCAGUAAUAAGGGCUCCCCGGCGUCCCCCUCCUCCUCCUCGGCCUGGAACAACCACCAGAACGCAGCCUGGAGCUCCGGCUCCAACCCCUGGAGCGGCCUGCAGGCCGGCCGGGACCCCCGCCGGGCCCCCCCGGGGCCCCCGGGGCCGGGGCCCCUCAACCCCAUCUCCCCCAUGAAGAAGCCUUACAGCACCAGCAGUGUCAUCGCCCCCCCCAAGUUCCCGCGGCCCCUGGCCGGGCCCCUGGCCGGGCCCCUGCUCGGGCCCAAGCCCUGGCUGGAGGAGUCGGCGUUCAGGACCGAGAGCAACGGGAACAACUUACUGCCUUUCCAGGACCGGAAUCGGCCCUUUGACGCUUUUAGCUUGCACUCUUUGGAGAAUUCCUUAAUGGAUAUGAUAAGGACUGACCAUGACAAAGGUAAAGCACACCCUGCCGGUGGCCCACCCAUGACUAUCGCUGAUAUUAUAUGGAGGAAUCAUUUUGCAGGACGGAUGGCGCUCAACUUCCACCACCCUGCAGCAGAACACAUCAUGCCGUUAAACACCCGGAGCUAUGGCCGCAGAAGAGGCCGUUCCUGCCUCUUCCCGUUUGAGGACGGUUUCCUUGACGACGGCCACGGCGACCCCUCGCUGACCCCGGGCCUGAACUCUCCGACCCGCUGUCAGAACGGAGAGAGGAUGGAGCGAUACUCCCGGAAAGUGUUUGUGGGGGGUUUGCCCCCCGACAUCGAUGAAGAUGAAAUCACCAACAGUUUCCGGCGCUACGGCCACCUGGUGGUGGACUGGCCGCACAAAGCCGAGAGCAAGUCCUACUUCCCCCCCAAAGGCUACGCCUUCCUGCUUUUCCAAGAAGAGGCGUCUGUGCAGGCGCUGAUCGACGCGUGUCUGGAGGAGGACGGGAAGCUGUACCUGUGUGUCUCCAGCCCCACCAUCAAGGACAAACCGGUGCAGAUCCGUCCCUGGAACUUGAGCGACAGCGACUUUGUGAUGGACGGAUCUCAGCCGCUGGACCCGCGCAAGACCAUCUUCGUGGGGGGGGUUCCCCGGCCCCUGCGUGCAGUGGAGCUGGCGAUGAUCAUGGACCGGCUGUACGGCGGGGUUUGCUACGCCGGCAUCGACACCGACCCCGAGCUCAAGUACCCGAAGGGCGCGGGCCGCGUGGCCUUCUCCAACCAGCAGAGCUACAUCGCUGCCAUCAGCGCCCGCUUCGUCCAGCUGCAGCACAACGACAUCGACAAGAGGGUGGAGGUGAAGCCGUACGUGCUGGACGACCAGAUGUGCGACGAGUGCCAGGGCGCGCGCUGCGGCGGGAAGUUCGCCCCGUUCUUCUGCGCCAACGUCACCUGCCUGCAGUAUUACUGCGAGUACUGCUGGGCCAGCAUCCACUCACGGGCCGGCCGCGAGUUCCACAAGCCGCUGGUGAAGGAGGGCGGGGACCGGCCCCGACACGUGUCCUUCCGCUGGAGCUGAGACGGACGGAGGGAUGGAGGACGGAGGGGUCGUAACCCUAAACCCCCCGUGAACCCGUACCACGAUCCCCAAAAAGCUCCCGCAGCCCGGGACGGCGUUGCGGCAUUGUAGCCCCCCAUCCCCUUUGAAUUCUGCCCCUACAAACCCCUCACACACACAAAAAAAGCAAAAAGGAAACCAUUUCCCCGUCUUACGAAGCUUUGGGAUGGAAUCGGGGGGCGGGGGGGAAACCUGCAAAACUCCAUCAGCUUAGAAUUUGCACUUCGGCACAAAGUCUCACUAAAAACACACACACUUACGCAGACGAUGGUUUGUUAAACAUGUGGCUACUUUAGUUCCCUGUUCCGUUGACUGGUCGUGUGGCCCCGCCCCCUUUACCAAAAAGAGGCGGGGCCACACAAAUAUCUAAAAAAAGAAAAUUCAAUUUAGUGUGUGUAUGUGUACACACGCAUUUAGUUUAUUUUGUACCUAUCUAUAAAGAUAUAGAUAACUUAAAAGUUUUAUGUAAAAAAGAGCAUGCACUUAUUUUGAAAAGGCUGUAGUUACGUUGCCCCGUGUAUAAACAAUAAUAAUAAUAAUAAUUACCAAACGCAAAUUGAAUGAAUGCAUACAGAUAAAGCAAAAUAGGUAACUUAAAAUGUAGCAAGAGUUAAACGUCUCGUAGUUGUGGGCUCGUAUCGCCCGGAGUAAAACAUAACUCGGAUAUAUUCACUCUGGAUUUUGACUCUGAAGAUAUUAAUACCUCAUACCGCGCAAAUCAGAUUAGUUUGCUUUUGGAUCUGUAGGUCUUUAUUUUUAUAAUAACAUUAUUUUUUAGUGUUAUGUAAAUGUAAUGCUGCAAUAGCUUUGCUGCUAAAUCCAUGGUAUAACCAGAUACCAUAAGUACUUUAUUCAGGCUGGGGUGUAUAAUAAUAAUAAUAUUGAUGAUGAUAAUAAUAAAACAACGACGUGGUGUUUCAGAACGACGACGGAGAACUUUGUGGGGGGUCGGGGUGCGUCGCCCAGAACUGCAUGUUUAUUUCAAUCAGGUUUCUGCAUGCACGAGACUCUUUUCAGUAUCACGUUACUAUCGGAUUCUGCCCACGUUUGCACAAACGCACGAGCCCGGCCAGACCCGGGGAAUCACGGACGACUAAAGACGACUAAUAAUCGCAAAAAUGAAAUGUAGGAUUACCGUUUAAAGAAAAAAAAAAAGAAAAAAAAAGAAAAGUCUAAUAGGUGAAGUACUUUUUUUUUUUUUGCAGUGAUUGUUGAUAUAAUUGUGCAAUUUUUUUAUACCGUAUGUAGUUAAAUCUGAGUAUGCCUAGAACUGUGAUUCGCUUUAACUGUCGUCAGUGUCCGACAUAGAAGUCCUGUGAAACUUCAUAACUAGUGUAUGCACACGUAUAAAUGUUACACACACACACACACACACACACCUGUAAACACACACACACACACACCUAAACACACACACACAGGCCUGCGAACACAAGCGUGACCUGAACAGAAGACGCAACAAUGUGAGCUUAAACUGAGAUCUUUUUUUUUUUAUUUUAUUUUUAUUUUAUUUUUAAAUGUUUUUUUUUAUUUUUAUUUUAUUUUUAAAUGUGUUCCACCUUUUUCGACAGAAAACGCACGUUUUUACUGCCCGGAAUGCAACCAAAGAGCUCACGUUUGACUGGAAACGGAGCCGCGGCGUUUGAGAAAUAAAGAGGGCAGUUUUUUUUUUUUCGUUUUGUCGGGGCUGUAGGAUUUAAAAAAACGUUGAAGCUACUGGAGAAUAAACUGAGCCCUGCACACGAUCUCUCUCUGGAAGGGCGGGAAAAGUGGGAAACGUUGGGAAAAAUGGCGGGAAAAGGUUGGGGGGAAAAGGGCGGGGAAA